Molecule: messenger RNA, 1457 nt
Organism: Dufourea novaeangliae
Lineage: Eukaryota; Metazoa; Arthropoda; Insecta; Hymenoptera; Halictidae
Gene: Rcd5
Product: microspherule protein 1
Exons: 6
Coding region: 41-1456 (471 amino acids)
Biological process (GO): positive regulation of transcription by RNA polymerase II
Cellular component (GO): NSL complex; Ino80 complex; MLL1 complex
Molecular function (GO): protein binding; G-quadruplex RNA binding
Source: RefSeq, a predicted model, not a curated record
UUACGUUAAGUUAACCUGCUUGUUUUAAAGAACGCAAAUUAUGGAUAUUCCAACUCCUUCGAAUAUAAAUCAUGGAUUUUCACAUGCUAAUGAUGGAUUCUUAAAUAUACCUAUUGAGUCAGCAAGUUUGGAUCCAUUGUCUACCAAGCGUAGAAGUUCUUCACGUACAAUAAAGCGCAGAAAAUUUGAUGAUGAGCUCGUUGAAACAACAUUCAAUUUACAACCACCUGCUACAAGUGCAAAGUCUGCCUCCAGAUCUAGAACUGUUUCAAUUUCUACUGCUCCAAUGGAAUGUGUUCCACAGCAAAAUGUACCAAGUCCUAUUCCAAUUUCUGCAAAUGUACAUCAUGCAGAUAGAUGUAAUCGACGCACAAGUAGACCAGGAGGAUCAAAUGCUCCUGGUAGAAAAAAUAAGAAGAAUAAAAAUCACUCACAUUCGGUAAAUGCUACAAAAGAUUUGGGAAGAUGGAAGCCCACAGAUGAUUUAGCAUUGAUCACUGGUGUACAACAAACAAAUGAUUUAAGAAUGGUUCACAGAGGCACCAAAUUCUCUUGUCGCUUUACAUUACAAGAAAUACAGCAAAGAUGGUAUGCUCUGCUAUAUGAUAGUGCAGUAUCAAGAGUAGCAGUGCAAGCUAUGCGUAAUCUACAUCCAGAAUUGAUUGCUAGUGUACAAGCCAGAACAUUAUAUAGUAAAGCAGAAGAAGAUCUUCUUGGUACUAUAAAAUCGACCUCACAGCCAACAUUAGAAAUCUUUCAGGAACUUCUUGAGUCAAAUGCGCAUACACUUUAUUCUGCCAGAACUGCUAAAGCUUUAUUAGCUCACUGGCAAUUAAUGAAACAGUAUCAUCUUCUUCCUGACCAAACUGCACAAAGUUUACCACGAGGUGAACAUGUUCUUAACUUUUCUGAUGCAGAAGAAAUGAUCAACGACACAGAAUUACUUGAACAGAAAGAUGAGUUAGUAGAUGCAGAGCUUGUUGCAGCUGAUAGGAGAAACAAAAGGGAGAUAAGAGUGUUAGAAAAUGAAUUAAAUAGGUGGCAGGUUCUAGUUGACAGUGUAACAGGAGUAAAUCCACCAGAUUUUGAUAAUCAAACUUUAGCGAUACUUAGAGGAAGACUUGUUAGAUAUUUAAUGAGGUCACGAGAGAUUACUGUAGGCCGUUCAACAAAAGACCAUAAUGUAGAUGUAGAUCUUACAUUGGAAGGGCCAGCUUGGAAAGUCUCACGCAGGCAAGGAACAAUCCGUUUAAGAAAUAACGGAGAUUUCUUUCUUUCUUCAGAAGGAAAGCGACCAAUUUUUGUGGACAGUAGACCUAUUCUUGCUGGAAAUAAAAUGAAACUUAACAAUAAUAGUGUAAUUGAGAUUGCAGGUCUCAGGUUUAUAUUUUUAAUAAAUCAAGAACUUAUUUCUGUUAUACGCCAGGAAGCAGUUAAAUUGAAUUUGAAGCCAUGAA